Danio aesculapii is the source of this 1212-nucleotide messenger RNA. Its product is annotated as SPARC-related modular calcium-binding protein 2-like. The coding region runs from base 1 to 1047 and encodes 348 amino acids. Lineage: Eukaryota; Metazoa; Chordata; Actinopteri; Cypriniformes; Danionidae. Gene Ontology annotation, biological process: extracellular matrix organization. Gene Ontology annotation, molecular function: heparin binding; extracellular matrix binding; protein binding. Gene Ontology annotation, cellular component: basement membrane. The transcript is spliced from 8 exons. The record is from RefSeq and is a predicted model, not a curated record.
AUGCUGACUUUGACGUUCACCUGUUGUGUUCUUCUAAUCUACCUGCUUUCAAACUCGGUAAAGAUGACUGACGAAAAUCAGCAGCUGGUUCUGGAGCAGCAAUGGCGGCAGGCGUGUGCAAGUGCGCGGGUCUGCGCUAGAGGGCGCCAUCGGGCCGUGUGUGGCAGUAAUGGCCGGCUCUAUAAAUCUCUCUGUUUAUUCCAACGAGCGCAGUGUAUCAACAGACAGCUGAAGACAGCCAAAAUGUCCACAUGCACAGCUGAUGCGCUGAAGUCUAAAUGUCAGCUGGCUCGAUCUCAAGCUCUCCACGCCAGUGCUCGCUCUGAUCCUUUCGAUAUCUUUAUCCCAGAAUGCAAAGCUGAUGGAACUUACAAAGAGUGUGAGUCUGAACAGCCAUGCUGCGUUGUGCUGCGUCAUGCUGUCACGCCACAGUUUCACUCCAAAAACUUGAACGUGUUGUCCUCCAACUCCUCGAUGGUUGGCAUCAUCUCUUCACAGGUCUUGGAAUUUCAUCAAUGCCACUACACAAUCUGUAGAGGCCCCGGGAUGAGAGUGACAGUACCUCCAUUUUGGCUGCUUAUCCUGUUAAACGCUGCUCCUCCUGGAAAUGGCUCAGACAGGCGAUCUGCAGACUCUCUGAUGACCUGCCAAAAUGAGAGAAUCUCUCUACUCAAAGCUGCCGUUCAGGCCUCAGAGGAGCGCUUUAUCCCAGAAUGCACUGCAGAUGGGAGCUACAGAGUGGUGCAGUGUCACAGCGGGACCGGAUACUGCUGGUGCGUGAGACCGGAUUCAGGACGACCCAUACCGGGCACUGCUGACAGGACUCCUGGCGUCUCCUCUUCUCUUCAGACUCUCCAUCAGUAUUUCUCUGGUCUGGAUGCAGAUGCUGAUGGUUUUUUAAGUGAGCGUGAGUCUCGUCCUCUCCGUCUUCUGAUCCGCAGAGCUCUUCAUCCUCGCCGUUGUGCUAAAAAACUCCUGCAGUCCUGCGAGCGAACCACAGAGCGCGGCUUCAGCCCUCAACAACUCACUGCCUGUCUUGGCUUCUAAACAUAAACAUUGUUGAAGAAGAAGAGGUCUCAGUGGAAUGAUCUGAGGCUUGGGUUUGACCUUCAUCUGUGCGACUGCAGCGCUCCAUCACUUUCUGAAUCCGUGUUUCAGCUCUCGCCGCUCUGACCUUUUCACUCAUGCAAGUCCAAACACUGCGCCUUUCAC